This is a messenger RNA of Archocentrus centrarchus (flier cichlid), 1371 nucleotides long. It is a transcript of the gene mtif3, whose product is annotated as mitochondrial translational initiation factor 3. The transcript is spliced from 4 exons. The record is from RefSeq and is a predicted model, not a curated record. The coding region runs from base 105 to 962 and encodes 285 amino acids. NCBI's taxonomy places the organism in Eukaryota, Metazoa, Chordata, Actinopteri, Cichliformes, Cichlidae. Gene Ontology annotation, biological process: ribosome disassembly; mitochondrial translational initiation. Gene Ontology annotation, molecular function: translation initiation factor activity; ribosome binding. Gene Ontology annotation, cellular component: mitochondrion.
AUUGGCUAUUUAACUCAAAGUAAACGAAGGAGUACCUAGCGGAAGAAGUUACAGCAGUCACCCUGCUGCAGCCAGAGCAAUAAUAAGCCACAGUGACACGAGAUAUGUCUGCAGGUUGUGUGAGAUGGAUGCUAAGCCAUGCAGUGAGAACAGUGUCUGGUGGGAGUCCUGUCUAUAGACCACCAGCAUUAAGAUUUACAGUAUGCAGCGAAAGAUAUAACAUCAUUACUGCCGCCUGGAGAUGGUCUGCUUUCUCCACUAAAGAACACAAUACAGAACAAACUCCAGGCGCACCAAAGAAGAAGCAAGAUUCCCGAGGUAAUCCCUCGAUCACCAGCGUCGGCCGUAAGAUCCCUCAGCGUCAGAUACAAGUGAUAAGUGCAACUGGUGAGAACCUGGGCCUCAUGCACCGUGCAGAUGUGAUCAGAAUCAUGGAUGAGGAGGGUCUCAAAUUGGUGCUACUCAGUGAAAACAAAGACCCACCGGUCUACCAGCUGAUGAGUGGCAAACAGAUCCACGAGGAGCAGCUGAAAAUGCGGGAGAAGAAGAAAGAGAAAGGAGCUCCUGUGCAGGUGAAGGAGCUCAGCUUUUCGUCUGGAAUCGCAUCUCACGACCUCGCCACCAAGCUGAAACAGGUGGAGAACUGGUUGGAGAAGAAACACCACGUGAGGAUCACUGUGCGGGCAGGACACGGCGAACCUGCAGUUAACCUGGAUGCCACUCUGGAGCAAAUCGUGGAAAAAAUGGAAGUAAUGGUGGGAUUUGUCUCUAAGCCAAAAGCAAUACGUGAUGGUCAAGCAGCCAUGUGCAUCCUCCGACCGCCUUCAGCAAAGGAACUGUCACAAAAAGGAGAGAACAAGGCUGCAGUGCCACAGCCUGCCAGCUCCACUUUAAAGGCCACUCAGAGUGAAACGUCCCCUGUUGGCAGCACGGACACAACAGAAGGGUCCGUACAGCAUUGAUGUGACAGAAAUAAAACUUUUUCACAAAAGCAAGUUGGAGUCUGUGCCUACAUGCCACAGCUUGGUUGCUCAGUCAGACUCUGUUGUUUAAAAGUAUAUAACCCAGAGCAUGGAUGGACAACUGAAUGAGGCCCAGGGGCCGCCAGACCACAGAUCCAAGGGGUCAUUGUGCCUGAGGUCGAGGGGCAUUUCAAAGAGACGCCAAACAGCUACAGACAACCAAACAAUUAAGACAAAAUGACAUAAGAGUCACAAAAUGACUGGAUAGAAAUCUACAAACAACAAAAUAACAGUGAAGAAACAUACCCAGAUAACAAACACAUAAAAUAUGUACAAAUACAAAAAAAUAUUUUAUGGAGACAGCCACCAAAAGAAAAAAUGACUUCAAAUACAUGUAAAAUAACCACAA